AUACUUCUAUCCCCUAUCCCUAAACCUAAAGAUCAUAGAACACUUUUUGCAUUUUUAGAUUUGUAAAAAAUAUUGUUCUGUACAAUUUAUUAGCUUUUUUGCCCCUGGGGACCUCAAUUUUGGUCCCCACGGUGACACGAGUCCCCAUGUGUUGGUGUGUAUUCAGGUUUAGGUCCCCACCGGGAUAUACAAACAUGAAAACACACACACACACAAACACACACAGCAGAAUGCAUAAAUCUGUAUAUUUGUUGUAGAUUCUGCAAUAUGUUAAUAAGAUAGUAUUUUAUCAGAUUCUUAAGCAGAUGUUUUAAAAAAUAAUAUAUAAAACUUGUUAUAAAAAUGCUCUUUUAUUUAUCACCUCUAAAUAAGCUAUUCCACACAACAUAAAUGUACAUAUAUUAUAAAAGACGAAUUCAUAGAAAAGGGCAGUAGAUACAAUUUUAACAUUUCAUUACUUAAAAAAGUUUUUGCAUAGUUUUAUUUCUAUAGUAGCAUAUUACAUGAAAAUAGUUUAACAUUUUGUAUAAGCAUUUUGUACACCACACAUCACUAGAAUAGUAUCAUGCACCCAGCUGUCAAAUGAACUCUAAGUCAUAAAGCAUAACGUGAAUUGUGUUGUCAUAUUAACAAUUGUUAUAAAAGUGUCAUUACUUAUCAUCAUCAAGUAAAAUUAGGAAUAAAAAUCCUGAACCAGUGGAACAGUUUGAUUUUUUUAACCAACCAAUAUUUACAACAAAAACAUCAUAAGUUAAUUUGUUGUUAGUUUUCUAAUGUGCGGGUAAAAGUGUUGCGUAGAGCCUUUUUUCUUUAAAUAUUUUUGUAAGAAUGUCAUCUUACAAAAAUCACGAGUAAUACAAUCAACUUUUUAAUGCGUUUCUUUUGUGACGACGUGUGGCCAAAAACGCUCUCUAGGUGGGUGGCUACUAAGUUUUGCACACAGCCUUUGCAGGAAACAGGGCAAAUUCGAGCAGUGGACAUCAGAUCGCUCCCUUUCGCUCCGCCCAGGCCAGUGAGAACAGGUUUUGGCACAGAACAGAGUUCAGUUAUCCAUAACUGAGAAUAACGCUGAGUGUUAAACUGGCAUUUUCGGAAGUUACUUCUCUCUGUUUUGCCUCUGCUCAAGUGAUAUAAAGAUGCGGGCAUAUCUGGCACUUCUGGUAGCUCUUACAUUACCUGAAUAUCUGGAUGCGUUUCACGGAUUAUACGCCUUCGGUCAGCCCGAGCUCUUCCAGAAAAAGAGCAACUGCAAACCAAUACCCGCAAACCUUCUCUUGUGCCACGAUAUCGAGUACACGGACAUGCGUCUCCCCAACCUCCUCGGACACGAAACCAUGAACGAAGUUGUGCAACAGGCUUCCUCCUGGAUCCCGUUGGUGCAGAAGCAGUGUCAUCCGGACACCAGAAAGUUUCUCUGUUCGCUCUUCGCUCCGGUGUGUCUGGAUGAUCUAGAUGAGCCGAUUCAGCCGUGCAGGUCGCUGUGCGAAAGCGUGAUGAACGGCUGCGCUCCGGUGAUGGCUGCGUUUGGGUUUCCUUGGCCGGAGAUGCUGGACUGCGAGCGCUUUCCACUGGAUAACGACCUGUGCAUACAACCUGGUAGUGGUGAUGCUUUAGUGCCCGUCACCAAGGAAGUUCCGAAGGUAUGUGAGGCUUGCAAAGAAAAACCUGAGAAUGACAAUGGAAUUGUGGACAGCUUUUGCAAGAAUGACUUUGCUUUAAAGAUCAAGGUCAAGGAGAUAUCCUACAUGAAUGGUGACACCAAGAUCAUUCCGGAAACCAAGAGCAAGACUGUCUACAAGCUGAACGGUGGUGUCACCGAGCGUGACCUCAGAAAAACCGUGCUUUGGCUGAAAGAUGGACUUCAGUGUGUGUGUGAUGAAAUGAAUGACAUCAAUGCUGCCUAUCUGGUGAUGGGCCAGAAGAUGGAUGGGAAUUUGGUUAUAACAUCGCUGAAGCGCUGGCAGAAGGGUCAGCGUGAGUUUAAGAGAAUUUCUCGCAGUAUUCGCAAGCUUCAGUGCUAGGACUGAGCAUUGAUGGUCUGAGCAACCAAAUAAUCUUUUGAAAGUAAUAGCCUGUAACAUUACCAUAGUUAUAUAUUAAAAAUGUCAAUGCCAUCUAGAGAACAGUUCAGUCAGGGUGACAUUACCAGUAGUAACUGUCAAGAAGCAGCUACAGUAAAAUAGGUUCAGCACAGAUCCACUUUCAUUUGCUUGUUCCAUCCUCAAACGCUUUAAAAUGUCAUUAAUCUCGGACAGAUGCUGUACUGUCUGCUAUCAUAAUUAUGGAACAAAGCCGCAUGUCUGUUUUUAAUGCAAUGUUAUCAUUUUUGUAACUGGAGUGAUGACAGCAGGUGAAGGUCCAAGACUCAUGCUGUUCACACAUUGAGAUGAAUGUUAAUGAAGUAUUAGAUGAGAUGUUGGCAGAAAAAUGGAAUUACUGCAAAAUCUUUCCCUGAUGUCCAUUUUGAUUUAUUAAUAACAGGCCACAUACCAAUGUAGAUUUUGUACAGAGCAUCAACAGGAUCAGAUGCAUAGCUGUCUUUUGAUGUAGUUCCUGAUGGUUAUAGUUAAGAAAUUUGUUUUUCAGCAAUGCAAUGACUUAAUCUACCAACAGCAGUGUGUUUGUGUGGGUGUUUUAACUAUUGGAGUUCUUUUUUUCAGCACAAUGAGAUAGCUGGAUCUAUUCUCAAUGUUUAAUAAAAUAUCCCAUGUGAUACCAGCCUCUGAAAUAUGAUCAUGUUAAUGUGAAUGAUUAAACUUCUGCCCAGACUAGAUAAAGACAGUGUGGAACACAGACAAAUGCAUGAUUUUUAUAACCCGAUGAUUUUGUCUACUUUCUAUUUACAUGUAGCCUAAACAUUGCACUUUUCCUAUGUUAAACCGUCUAUUUGACUUUCAAUUAGCAAAAAAUAGUGUAGUAGCAACUAGUAUUUGUUUAUUUCCUUUCAUGUCAGUUAUAAUAAUAAUGUUGUCUGUUUCUUGUAAUGGUCUCAAAGUCGAUUGUAUAUUAUUGUGUCGAAGUUGGUUAGUUGAAAAGGCACAUGGUGUCAUGGCUCUGCUUCAUUUAGUCAUGUUUUUCUUGGUCCUGUAGCAGAGUCAUGACAAAGCCUUUGGUUAUGUGUGGAGAGAAACAUAUUAUUGUCCUUUUGACAAUAAUAUACGUUCUCUCCAGUGUCUCGUCUCUGUUCCCGCCAUCUCGUUUCCUCGUUAUCUUUCCCUGAGUGUUUAAUUACCCACACCUGCCCCGUGUCGUUAUCCUUUGUCUAUCUUACCUAUGUAAAACCCUCAUGUUUCAUUGUCCUGUGUCGGUCAUUGUAUGUGCAUGGUAUGCGUUCUUCGUUCCCCGUAAUGCCUGUGCCUCUUGUUGCUGUUUCGUCUGUUGUAGUAAGUGUUUAGUUUAGUUUAGUCCUUGUCAAGUCUAUGUGGGUCUAGUGUUAAGUUAGUUUAAGUCUCCAUUGCCUUAUUGUUAUCUUGUUCUUGUUUUCACCCCAUCGCGGGUUUUUGUUUUAUGUUUAUUGUUAAAAUAAAGUAUUUUGUUCUCCCUGUACUCCCGCUGCCUGCAAUUGGGUUCUUUCCUGCCAUAGUCCAUAGCUGAGAUUCGUGACACAUGGCAAUUUCAAGACAUUUGUGAUCCUCUGUAAAUAUUCAGAUAUUCAAAUUUUUAUUCUUGUACAUAGAAUCAAAACUUGUAGUAUUUCAUAUUUUAAUCACAGUAGCAGUAUGUCGUUAUUUUGCAAGUGUUAAGAGUAUUGCUGCAUUUAUUCAUGUAAUGUAAUUUGAUUAUUGAUGAGUUAUACUGUAUCACUUGUCUCCAACAAUCACACAAUACAAAAGAGCAAAUAAAUUUGUAAUGAAAA
This is a messenger RNA of Triplophysa rosa, 3856 nucleotides long. RefSeq names its product secreted frizzled-related protein 2 (gene sfrp2). Lineage: Eukaryota; Metazoa; Chordata; Actinopteri; Cypriniformes; Nemacheilidae. Gene Ontology annotation, molecular function: Wnt-protein binding. Gene Ontology annotation, biological process: canonical Wnt signaling pathway; negative regulation of canonical Wnt signaling pathway; non-canonical Wnt signaling pathway. Bases 1137 to 2021 code for a protein of 294 amino acids. The transcript is spliced from 3 exons. The record is from RefSeq and is a predicted model, not a curated record.